Myotis daubentonii (Daubenton's bat) is the source of this 2536-nucleotide messenger RNA. RefSeq names its product zinc finger protein 467 (gene ZNF467). Gene Ontology annotation, biological process: regulation of DNA-templated transcription. The record is from RefSeq and is a predicted model, not a curated record. Lineage: Eukaryota; Metazoa; Chordata; Mammalia; Chiroptera; Vespertilionidae. Gene Ontology annotation, molecular function: RNA polymerase II cis-regulatory region sequence-specific DNA binding; DNA-binding transcription factor activity, RNA polymerase II-specific.
AUCUCUUUACGCUCUGAAAUCCACCUCCCCUCUUUUCCCUCACCUGAACCUGGCGGGGACAUCACUUUUGCAGCUCCUGGGGAGAGGUGAUGGGGAGAGGCUGGGCAGGGCCAGGGCCCAGGUAGAAGCUGCCAUGAGAAGAAGUUGAGCAAGGAUGUCUUUUCUCCUUAGGGUGUGUGGCCGGUCCCAGAAGGAGCUGCCUGGGGUUGCCAUGAGAGAGACCUUGGAGGCCCUCAGCUCCCUGGGGUGUUUGUGAAUACCUGCCCACACUGGAGGUUGUGCUAGACUGUACGUGCACAUGCGUACUCAUAGAGCAUCAGGAUAUUGAAUCCACUUCCUUCACCUGUGCUUGACUCAACACAAAGGGGCUCAGGUUGACACCUGGCCAGACUGCUGGGAGCCUGGCCGUCCCUUGUCCAUGCUGACUAGGGACCCUCCCUACCUGAGCAGGAUUCUCUGUGGGACAGCCAGAGAUGGCCCCCCAAAGUGAGCCUGGGGAAGGCUCCCAUAAUGCCCAGGAGCAGAUGUGCCCUCCCAGGGAAGAGAGAGCUCUGGGCUCCUCUUCCUGUUCAGGGCACAAGGCCCCCAGACUGGAGGAAGAUGCCCACCCUGAACAGGCUGAGGCUCCUUGCAGAGGAAGCCAGGCACACACACCACGGAAAGCUGAGCCUGUGGGCUCCUGCCCAGGAGAGGAGUGGAUGAUUCGGAAGGUGAAGGUGGAGGAAGAGGAUCAGGAGGUAGAAGACAGAGUCGAAUGGCCCCAGCACCUGUCAUUACUGCCCGGCCCCUUUCCCACACCUGACCUGGGGCCUCUGGCCACCGCCUAUAAGCUGGAGCCGGGGAUCCCAGGGGCCCUGGGCGGGCUCUCGCUGGCCGGGUGGACUCCUGACUCAGAGAAGCCCUAUGGCUGCGCCGAGUGCGAGCGGCGGUUCAGGGACCAGCUGACCUUGCGGCUGCAUCAGAGGCUGCACCGCGGCGAGGGCCCGUCCGCUUGUCCCGACUGCGGCCGCAGCUUCACGCAGCGCGCGCACAUGCUGCUGCACCAGCGCAGCCACCGGGGCGAGCGGCCGUUCCCGUGCUCCGAGUGCGACAAGCGCUUCAGCAAGAAGGCCCACCUGACCCGCCACCUGCGCACGCACACGGGCGAGCGGCCCUACCCGUGCACCGAGUGCGGCAAGUGCUUCAGCCAGAAGAUACACCUGGGCUCGCACCAGAAGACGCACACGGGCGAGCGGCCCUUCCCCUGCACCGAGUGCGAGAAGCGCUUUCGCAAAAAGACGCACUUGAUCCGCCACCAGCGCAUCCACACGGGCGAAAGGCCCUACCAGUGCGCGCAGUGCUCACGCAGCUUCACGCACAAGCAGCACUUGGCGCGGCACCAAAGGGUGCACGAGGCGGCCUGCCGCGCCCCGCCGUCUUCCGAUGUGCCCGCCCCUCCGGGUUCUCCUGCCCAGACCCUGACCCCAUCCCCUCCGGGACCUAAGCCUUUCGUCUGCUCUGAUUGUGGACUGAGCUUCGGCUGGAAGAAGAACCUCGCCACGCACCAGCGUCUGCACGGCAGCGAGGGGCGCCCCUUUGGAUGUGACGAGUGCGCACUGGGCGGUGCCACCGAACCCCUGGCCUGCGGGGAUCGCUGCACACAGGCGCCCCAGGGCGCUCCCGCCAGCGAGCGGUCCUUUUCCUGCCCAGACUGUGGACGCGGCUUUGCCCACGGGCAGCACCUAGCGCGGCAUCUGAGGGUUCACACGGGCGAACGACCCUUCGCCUGCGCGCAGUGUGGCCGUCGCUUCGGCUCGCGGCCAAAUCUGGUCGCCCAUUCUAGGGCCCAUAGCGGCGCCAGGCCUUUCGCCUGUGGGCAGUGCGGCCGCCGCUUCAGCCGCAAGUCCCACUUGGGCCGCCACCAAGCGGUGCACACGGGCAGUCGGCCCCACGCCUGUACCGUCUGCGCCCGUAGCUUCAGCUCCAAAACCAACCUGGUCCGCCAUCAAGCCAUCCACACGGGCUCUCGCCCCUUCUCCUGCCCGCAGUGCAGCAAGAGCUUCAGCCGCAAGACUCACCUAGUGCGGCACCAGCGCAUCCACGGCGAAGCGGCCCACCUGGCCUCCGACGCUGACCUCCCGGCCCCAGCCUGGCCCACUCCCACGGAGGUGGCAGCGCCCCCACUCUUCUUCUGAGCCUCCUUCUCGUCCAGGCCCUUCCUUUGCCUUCUGUUGCUUCCUGGUUGGAGAGACCCAAGUCCAAGGGGGUGAGCACUGUGGCAGGAUGGCGUAGGCCCUGACGGCUCUUUUUCUUUCCUCUCCAUCUUGCUGGGGAGACGUCCAGAAAGGAUAGCCAGCUUUAACAUUCUGUAACAAAGUGCUGAAUGAACCCUUGCUGGGAAUAAUUCCUGCCUGAGUCCUUGGAAGGCUCCCACCAAGAGAAGCCCUGGAAAGCUGAAGUUCCCUGGACCACCCCUGGACAAGUCAGGAACCGCUGCAGGGGGAGGGAAAGAAUGGUUAUCUGAAUACUUACAGUGUCAUUAAAAUUUAAAUCUGAA